Molecule: messenger RNA, 1540 nt
Organism: Pseudovirgaria hyperparasitica
Lineage: Eukaryota; Fungi; Ascomycota; Dothideomycetes; Acrospermales; Acrospermaceae
Product: NAD dependent epimerase/dehydratase family protein
Exons: 4
Coding region: 91-1212 (373 amino acids)
Source: RefSeq, a predicted model, not a curated record
AUUCUUACAGUCAGGACCCUUUCUUGAUCUGCUUUUGCCGUCUGACAUUGGCUGGCUGCGCUGGACUUUGCUGUACGCUACUACCCCGCCAUGGCAGAAACUGAUGGAUCGAAGCCCUCUGUCUUGAUCAUUGGGGGACUCGGAUAUAUCGGCCGCUUCUUGGCGAAAUACAUACAUGACAAUGGCCUCGCCUCCGAUAUGAGACUGGUGGACAAACAUUUGCCUGAGUUGGCAAUGCUUGCGCCUGAAUUGAAAGAGGCGUGCUCCCGGGACAGAUUCAUGCAGGCAGACGCGUCAAGAGAGGCUACUCUACAAAAGGUAUUCGACCGUCCGGACGGCGCCCAGUUCGACUAUGUCUUUAAUUGUGGAGGCGAGACACGCUACAGUCAAGAAGACGAGGUCUAUCGCCUGCGUUCUCAUGCUCUCUCGCUCGCUGUUGGCCGCGAAGCCGCAAAGCGCAAAGUUAAAUGCUUCAUCGAAAUGAGCACCGGAAUGGUGUACAAUCCGUCGUCGACGCCUUGCAAGGAGACUGACAAACUCAAGCCAUGGCUCAAGCUCGCAAAGUGGAAACUCACUGCUGAAGAGGACCUCGCCAAAAUUGAGGGCUUGCCACUUCUGAUUCUGCGAUUACCACAUGUGUAUGGUCCGUAUGUAGGAAAGUUCUUGGGGACUGCACUGUGUAUGGCGCGCGUGUACCAGAGCGAGGAGAAGGAGAUGAAGUGGCUGUGGAAGGAAGACUUGCGUACACAUACAGUUCACAUUGACGAUGUAACAGCUGCGGCAUGGACGGCAGCACACUGGUAUUCGAAACAGUCGCCAACGGCCGGGCCGACGGUCUUCAACAUUGUCGACCACGGCGACACGAGCCAGGGCACGCAAGCGCGUAUAUUUCAUGAAAUAUUCAAGAUUGAAACAGGCUUUCAAGGCACGCUGAUCAGCACAUUCGCCCGUAUGCAUCUGGAUUCUGUGGUGGACGAUGUUAACGAAGAGACAAUGGAUCCUUGGGCAGACCUGCUGCUCGACGCGGGAAUUCCAACGAGUGGACCGCUGUCGCCGUUUAUGGAGAAGGAGUUAUUGAAGGAUACCGAUCUGUGUUUGGACGGGAGUGCGUUUGAAAAUGCGACGGGAUUUCAAUAUACACACCCGAAGCUGACGAAGGAGGAGGUGGAGAGUGUCAUUGAGAGUUACAAGCGCAUGAACUGGUGGCCGUGAUGAAAGCAAGGACCGCCCGAUUGACGACUCAUGAUACUCACGGCCGCAUCGCAUCACUUUCGCUCCACGUUUCUCUUACUCUUAUACCAUAAUCAUACCCCCAACAUGCGGCAUGAAUGCAGCUAAUGGCCGUGUUUUUCCCUUGUAUCUCCAGACGCACCCCGGUCCCCGCACAGUAGUAGUGCUCGAGGGCCAGACAUAUGCCCAUCGCCGGCGAACAGUCUUUCCUCUGCAUACGCACAGCCAGGACUAUCCGUCCAUAGCAUCCUCCACGUACUGUACUAUAUAGAGUAGCAUAGCAUAGCAUAUAUAUAUACCAAUCGAUCAC